GUCAAGGGGGCCCGCAACUGAAGGCCACCAGGGGGCGCCGCAGUGGCCCGCGGGACCUUGCGACCGCUCUUCGUGUUGACCCGCGCGUGUCCCGUCCGAGUCCUCUGUCGGGGCCGAGCGGGCGGGUAUGGCCGCGUUGCUGGGCCGAGCCCUGGGCGUCCUCACCGCGGGAGGAAGAGGAGGAGGAGGCGGCUGCUUCUGCUCCGCGCUGCGUGCCGCAGCAGGUGUACCCUUCCGCGUGCCUGCGGUGUUCACAGCGGGACUCAGAAUCUUCCCGCAACCUGAGAAAUUUGAUGAUGUGAUCAUUCCUACGAAAAAUAAGCUUAAAUUUGUCAGCAAAGUUCCCAACUACAAGAAAGCACGAAAAUGGACCAAACAGUUGUCGGAUAUUCGGGGUCCCGCCAGAGGAAACACCACGUUCACCAACGGCAAAUUUGGAAUCGUGGCUCUGGGAGGCGGGUACCUCCACUGGGGCCACAUGGAAAUGAUGAGGCUCGCCAUCAACCGUAAGAUGGACAGCAAGAACAUGUUCGCGCGCUGGCGUGUUCGAGCUCCGUACAAGCCGCUCACGCGCAAGGGCCUGGGCCAGCGCAUGGGCGGUGGCAAGGGCGCCAUCGAUCACUACGUUACGCCUGUCAAGUACGGGCAGCUGGUGGUGGAGGUGGGCGGCCGUGCCGAGUUCACGGAGGCAGAGAGCUGGCUCGUCGAGGUGGCCAACAAGCUCCCCUUCCCCGCCAAGGCGGUGAGCAGCGAGCAGCUGGAGGAGAUGCAGAAGACGGAGGAGUGGCGCAUGGAAAACAACGAGAACCCGUGGACGUUUAAACGCAUCGUGGACAACAACAUGCUGGGCCUGCGCUUCACGUUGAGCCCCUAUGACAUUCGCUACUUCGGUAGAUUCUGGGGCAAGUUCAAGCUGCCCUCCUGAUCACGUGCGAUUGCCGCUGUUGCGUUUAUAAUCGGCGAACGGCAUCACAUUUGUUUGAGCGCGCACGGUGUACGGUUGCUGAAUUAAAUCUGGCCUGUGUUCGUUGUCUUAAAAGUGUCGCUGUAUUGUAAUGCAGUUUUCAUGACAAAAUGAGCACUCUUCAAUAAAAGACGUUAUCGCCUUCA
Messenger RNA from Lethenteron reissneri (Far Eastern brook lamprey), 1110 nucleotides. It is a transcript of the gene MRPL16, whose product is annotated as mitochondrial ribosomal protein L16. Gene Ontology annotation, molecular function: rRNA binding; structural constituent of ribosome. Gene Ontology annotation, cellular component: ribosome; mitochondrial large ribosomal subunit. Lineage: Eukaryota; Metazoa; Chordata; Hyperoartia; Petromyzontiformes; Petromyzontidae. The record is from RefSeq and is a predicted model, not a curated record. Gene Ontology annotation, biological process: mitochondrial translation.